Molecule: messenger RNA, 2376 nt
Organism: Gaeumannomyces tritici R3-111a-1
Lineage: Eukaryota; Fungi; Ascomycota; Sordariomycetes; Magnaporthales; Magnaporthaceae
Exons: 11
Coding region: 1-2376 (791 amino acids)
Source: RefSeq, a predicted model, not a curated record
AUGAAGUUCGCCAAGCACCUCACGGCCCUUCUCAUUCCAGCCUACGCCGUCCUGGCCGCUACCGUGCCUGCGGCCGAAGUUGAAGCCGAAUCCGGCAACGCCGUACACAAGAUAAACCCGGCUCUGGUGCAGGUUGACGGACACGCCGGGGCCGAGGCCGUCCAGGCCCGGGGCUUUGGCGGGCGCGAAGAUGGGCGCGGAGACAGGCGGCGAGACAGGCCCAGGAAAGGCAGGCGCGACGGCUCCGAAGAGAAGGAGCUCAACAGUCGUGGCGAGGCCCACGGGGGCUUCGGAGGAGGCGGACUCAACGGCCGUGGUGGCGGCGGACACGGCGGCGGCGGCUUCGGAGGCGGCGGCGGUGGCGGGCACGGGUUUGGAGGAGGUGGUGGUCACGGGGGUGGCGGGCACGGUUUUGGGGGUGGCGGUGGUCACGGCCGCUCGGGGGACGAGGACUGCAUCGCGCAGGAUGGCACACUUCCGCCGCCACUGCGUCGUCAUUUGACAGCCGACAGCUCCCACGAUGGAGUGAUCGCUGUUCAAGAAGGAGAAGCUGCGCGAGCUGAGGGACUCGCUGCACGCGAGGCUGUCUUCCAUCGACACGCUCCUCACGGCAGCGCAUCACAUUACCCAGGUCAGUCGCGCGGUUCCAGCUCGCACAGUAACCUGGAUAGGACGGCGCUCGCCCUCGAUCCUGGUGUAAUCACCCACGUUCACAACCGUUGCCAGCCUCCCCUGAGCAGCCUUGGAACUCCCUGCCUCGCCCCGUUCCGCGCGCAAGAACUGCGAGCACAGGCAGAAGCGCAGCGGCCCUGGACAUCCACGGGGCCUCUCCCCGGUCCGCCGCAUCCCCCGGCCCCGCGCGACGCCAACGAUGCCCGAGCGACGCGGGCGGGCCCGAGGACCUGGCGCGUGUCAAGGUCAAGAUCGAGACCCGGGAGCAGGUUCAAAGCCGAGAAGCAGGUGGCCGAGGCUGCACAGAAAGAGCAGGAAGAGCCAAAGAGAGAGAAGUACGUCGAGGAAGGGACGCGCUGCUGGCCGGGGCGAACAGGAAGGAGGAGAGGCGAAGGCGCCCAUCAAGCUCAAAGACGCCAUCAAGGAGGGAGGUCGGCUACCCCCUCUCGCUGGUGCCAAACGUGGCAGGAUAUGGAGGGAUUCAUCAAGCAGGCUUUUUGUUCGCACGUCAAGAGUAUUGGCCCGGCCGUGAUGCAGGGACACCACGACAUCGUCGGCCCCAACGGCGAGAUUGUCCUCCUAGCCCUCAGGGAGAAGGUCGUGCGGCCGAGGCAAGUUGCUUGCAAAGGGCAAGUGGCAGAGGAGCAAGAAGAAGGUCAGGACGUACAUUUCCUCUGGAAGCGGCUCGUCCUCCAUAGUGUCCCUAGCGUUGUUUGUCGUCCUGGCCUGCGCCCUGUAAACGCCAUGGAGAAUUUUGAGACACAUCUGAAGGAGCGCUCUGCGUCUUGGGAGGCGUGCAACAGCAAAGAUGAGCAGGUCAACGCCAUAGUUGAGACCCUGUUUACCGAUAUCAAGAUGCUCAACGACACUCUGGAGCAGGCGAAGAGCGCGCUCAGGGAGCAGAGCUCGCUCACGCUCACCUAUCGCUACGAGCUGGAGAGAGUGAAGGAGGGCUUCAACGAGUGUCUGGCCCGACCGGAGCCUGACCCCUACGUCAAGAUUCUCGUGGACGGAAACCACCUGCUGUUCAAAGACCACUUCAUCAAGGGCGGGUUCGUCGGUGGACGCAACGCGGUGCGCAGCCUCGUCGCGGCCGUCGAGCAGCUGAUGGACUCGCCGGCCGAGCGGGGCGACGGGCCGCGCCCAAAGGUCGAGGUGCGGGUGUGCGCCAACCUCAAGGGCCUCUCGAAGCUCUACAAGGAGGCGGGCGUCGCCGACCUCACCCCGGAGCGGGUCGAGUGGUUCGUCGCCGGCUUCAAGGGCGCGGGCUGGCCGUCGUGCGUCUUCCUCGACGCCGACGAGAUGCUGGACCCGGCGCUCAUCGGCGAGCGCUUCGCGGCCGAGCUCGUCUUCACCCUCGACCAGCACCGCCACUGCCGCCGCGUCUUCUUCGGCGGGGUCAUCGGCGCCGACGGGUGCAUGAGGCGCCACCUGGGAGAAUGCGCCCGCACCCCCGAGUGGGAACGUCGGCGCAUCGCGCUGGUCCGGGGCCCGCCGGUCGCGCCAUGGCUGGCGGCGCUGCCCGAGGACUCGUUCCGGGUGGUGGCCUUGGACGACGUCUUUCGCCAGCCCAGCCUACGGAGCCGGAGCAAAGUUGAACAUUUCGAACCCCGCGAUGCCCAUCAUGUUGUUCCCCCGGCGCCAUGGCACCCCGCGGCGCAGUUCUCCACCGACCCGGCCGCGGUUCCGGCCCAGCGCGCGUAG